AUUUAAAUAUGAUAAAUACUAAAUAAUAAAUACCUACCGGCUACCAAACACGAUGAGAGUUGUCAAAUUGUAAUAGCUUACGUUAUUUAAUAUUAUUUAUAAACAAAAUAGUGAAAUGUAAGUGAGUAAACCUCAAAAUUUUAAAUUUAAACUCGGUGAACCAAAUUAAGAUCUAUUCACUUUUUGGAAAAAAAUCUUAACGUUUAAUUCACAUUGACUUUUUUUCAACCAAAUAACUAAUUUAACACUGGUGAGCCGACUGUCUACAAUGGAGAUUAUGAUGAUUGAUUGCUUGAAUAAUGACACGGUCAGACAAUUUCUGUGUGCAACUCAGCUUGCAGCAAUCAACCUCAAAAAUAUAUCAAAAGAAGUUGAUUUUAUAUUGACAAUCCUGUCUCAUCCAAUAUUGCAAAAAUACCCACUGAAAACUGUGUAUAUCACUAGAUUUUUAAAAGCAAUUAUUAGUCAAAUGGAAAAUAGUGGAAAUGAAUUAUGCGAUGAAUUAUAUUUAAAAUAUGUUGAACUCAUCCAAAAAAAAUCUAAUGAAGGACCUUUUUAUAAACACUAUAUACUUGAUAAUAAUAUUAUUAGUAAUGAAUUAACUGAUUCAGUCAUAACAAUCCAAGAAAGUACGAGUAUUGUUUCACAAGGAACCACAGGACUCUGUACUUGGCAGGCAGGUAUUGCUCUAAGCUGUUGGUGUUUGAAAAAUCAAGAUAAACUAAACGACUUGUUUAUCAUCGAGUUGGGUUGUGGAACUGGGUUGAGUGGAAUAAGUAUUUGUUUAAACUGUAGACCAAACGAAUAUUGGUUUACAGACUGUCAUUCAACCGUUUUAAACACCUUAAAACAUAAUAUACAAGUUAACGAAACACAUCAUAAAUUUAAUUGUAAAUAUGAAAUUGUUCAGUUGUCCUGGAAUGAUACAGAGGAUUUAAAAAUGUUUGAAAAGAAAAAACCAGAUUUGAUUCUAGCAGCUGAUGUGAUCUUUGAUCCUACAACGUUUGAGCCAUUAUGUAGUUCAUUGAGGUAUUUUACAAUCAAUAAUACAACCGAAGUAAUACUUUUUUGUACAUUAAGAAAUCCUGAGACUUAUACAAAAUUUUUAGAAACCCUAAAAAAGUAUGAUUUGAAAUUUACACAAAACAUUUUACCUAACAAUUACUCAAUUGUGUUACAACAAGAAUGUCCAAUAUAUUUAAUACACAUAAAACAGAAUGCAGUCAUAUCUAAAGAUCAUGUAUUAUAGUUCAUUUUAAAUCAUUGGUACAAUGGCUGAAUAAAAAAUAAAUAUUCCUUUGAA
Molecule: messenger RNA, 1303 nt
Organism: Melanaphis sacchari
Lineage: Eukaryota; Metazoa; Arthropoda; Insecta; Hemiptera; Aphididae
Product: protein-lysine N-methyltransferase EEF2KMT
Exons: 6
Coding region: 269-1249 (326 amino acids)
Source: RefSeq, a predicted model, not a curated record